Molecule: messenger RNA, 1167 nt
Organism: Protomyces lactucae-debilis
Lineage: Eukaryota; Fungi; Ascomycota; Taphrinomycetes; Taphrinales; Protomycetaceae
Exons: 1
Coding region: 70-816 (248 amino acids)
Source: RefSeq, a predicted model, not a curated record
CGACUCUUUGGACACAUCGACCUACGACCUGGUACGCAUACGUCUCAACGCUCAAGCAAGUCAGGCAAGAUGAACUCCCUCAUGACCAUGGCUGUCAAGCACUUUGCCAACUCUGGCAAUGUCAAUCAGAUCCAGCAACAAGCCGCCCAGCAAAAGCCAGAAGAUGCCUCACUUUUCUCCAAUGCGCUUUCCAUGUUGUCCAGCGGCAACAACAAUCACGGCCAAGGCCAAUUUGAGGGCCUACAGGACCUAAAUGGUGAUGGCGUCGUGGAUGAACGAGACUUGCAGAUCGCCAAUGAACGUGCUCAUGCUAGCUCUGGCCAGGUAGACUCUUCUACCCUGGGUAAGGCUGGUCUCUUUUCCGCACUGGCAGGUAUGGCUGGUGGCAGCAGCGGUGGUCACGGACAGCAACAGCAGCAGCAGUAUGGAGGUCAGCAGCAACAACACUUCAACCAAGGUGGUCAGCAGCAGUACAACCAAGGUGGUCAGCAACAGUACAAUCAAGGCGGUCAGCAGCAAUUCAAUCAAGGCGGUCAACAGCAGUACAAUCAAGGCGGACAGCAGGGAGGAUAUGGCGGCCAGUCUCAAGGCCAGCCAAACUUGGUUGCAAGUGCCAUGUCGCAAGCUGCCCACCUCUUUGACCAGAAGCAGCAGAAUGGUCAGGUCCCUCAGGGCUCCACCAAGCAAUCGGCUGUGAACCAGGCAGCAGGGCUCGCCAUCAAGUAUCUCAUGAAGAAUGGACAAGCUUCAGCCGUUACUGGCAGUUCGGGCGGUGCGUCGAGUCUGCUCAACAUGGCUGGCAAGUUUAUGAAGUAGUAAUUGAUACUGAUCAUUCCUAUACGGGCGCCUGCUCGUCUUCAUGUCUCUUGUGGCUCUUACCAUAAUGCCAAUUGAUGGGCGACUCUGCGCCAGUAAAGACGAAUAAAUCAUACACGAGCGAGCCAAACAAGCAGCCCAGGAUCGGAGCUAGUAUACCGCCCCAUAAGAACCAGUAGUGAUGCAUAGUAAACACUUCGCCAGAAAGCGUAACGCAUGCUGCAAUGACACGAGGCGCAAAGUCUCGGAUUGGAUUUAAGCUGGGACCCAUAGGAUAGCCAAAAGAAAAGCCAAGAACAGCGAUGAUGAGUGCGAUGAUGAAGGGAUCAGUGCCUGUGACAGGUGGGCAAU